AUGGGCUUCGAUCCCACCUCCGUGGACCUUACAGACCCUAAUCUCGACCAAGCGAAAGUCAUAUGCGCGCUACAACUUGGCGGAAACGAGUACAACGGCAAACUCGGCGGUCGUAUAUCGUCAAUCUUUGUUAUCUUUGUCGUAUCUACCUCUGUUACUCUCUUCCCUGUUCUAGCGAGUCGCAAGCCUUCCUGGCGUAUUCCUGCUGGGCUCUAUAUUGCUGCCCGCUAUAUCGGGACAGGAGUCAUUAUUGCAACAGCCUUUAUACAUCUUUUAGACCCUGCCUACCAAGAGAUUGGUGGCACUUCUUGUGUCGGGAUGACAGGUCAUUGGGCCGAUUACUCGUGGUGCCCAGCGCUCGUUCUACUUGGGGCAAUCAUGACCUUCCUCACCGAGUUGGGAGCCAAAUAUUAUAUUGAAUCGAAGCAUGGCCCCCAGACUGAGCGAGAUAUUCAAAUGAUGGUCACAAAUCAACCCAACCCUCAUCCAGAUAACUGCUGCGGUAAUCUGGAGGCUCCGUCGAAUCAAACUAAUAGGGAUAGUGGCGAUAACAAGGCAAUUAGUACAGUAGAGGGGCAUAGCAGGGAAGCUCUCCAGGGGAUCGCUUUUCGCCAGCAGAUUGGUGCCUUUCUGAUCCUUGAAUUUGGCAUUAUAUUUCAUUCCGUUAUCAUUGGACUUAAUCUUGGUGUUGUUGGCAGUGAAUUCUCUACUCUUUAUCCUGUUCUUGUCUUUCAUCAGUCUUUUGAGGGUCUCGGAAUUGGGGCGCGGAUGGCAACCAUCCCAUUUCCGACAAAUGCCAGUUGGCUCCCAUGGAUGCUAUGUCUUGCAUACGGAUUAACAACGCCGCUAUCUAUUGCCAUCGGCCUUGGAUUACGAACUACAUACGAACCCAACUCGUUUACCGCCAAUAUUGUGUCGGGAGUUCUUGACUCCCUCUCAACCGGAAUUCUCAUCUAUACUGGACUGGUCGACUUGCUUGCGCGAGACUUCCUUUUUGAGUGCGACAGAACAAAAGACGGGAAGCGAUUGAGCCAGAUGGUAUUUUACACACUCUCAGGAGCUAGUGUUAUGGCGUUGUUGGGAAAGUGGGCUUAG
Trichoderma virens Gv29-8 is the source of this 1095-nucleotide messenger RNA. RefSeq lists its product as uncharacterized. The transcript is spliced from 2 exons. Gene Ontology annotation, molecular function: high-affinity zinc transmembrane transporter activity. Gene Ontology annotation, cellular component: plasma membrane. NCBI's taxonomy places the organism in Eukaryota, Fungi, Ascomycota, Sordariomycetes, Hypocreales, Hypocreaceae. Bases 1 to 1095 code for a protein of 364 amino acids. The record is from RefSeq and is a predicted model, not a curated record. Gene Ontology annotation, biological process: zinc ion import across plasma membrane.